GCUCCAUCGUGUGGUCUUGCUGCUGUCCAUGUGUUGGAACAUCCUGGGUGUUCCACACGGUCAUGAUUGGAACACACCGCGGCCGGGGGAGAAGUGUGGUUAUGAGAGCUGCACUAAGGCAAAGGAAGGUUUUCUAAACGUUCAUAUAGUACCUCAUACACACGAUGAUGUUGGAUGGCUUAAGACUGUGGACCAGUACUAUUAUGGAAGUCGCAAUGACAUACAGAAAGCUGGCGUGCAAUAUAUUUUGGAUUCCGUGAUCAAAGAACUAUGGGAAAACAGCAAUAGAAGGUUUAUAUACGUAGAGACAGCGUUCUUCUGGAAAUGGUGGACGCAGCAGUCUGAUGCUGUUCAGCGGAAGGUCCACGCGCUGGUGCGCCAGGGUCGGUUGGAGUUCGUCGGCGGGGCCUGGAGUAUGAAUGAUGAAGCCGCAGCCCACUACCAGAGCAUCAUCGACCAGUUCACCUGGGGCCUCAAAAAGCUGAACGAUACCUUCGGAUCCUGUGCCUUGCCCCGUGUGGGAUGGCAAAUAGAUCCAUUCGGCCAUUCCCGGGAGCUUGCCUCGUUGCUGGCAGCUAUGGGCUACGACGGACUGUUCCUGGGCCGUUUGGAUUAUCAGGACAAGCGGGCCAGGCUGGCUGAGAAACGGAUGGAGAUGCUCUGGCGAGGGGAUGAUGACCUUGGUAAAACAUCGGAUAUCUUUACCGGAGCAUUGUACAAUACAUACUCGCCCCCGCCCGGGUUUUGUUUCGAUGUUCUGUGCAACGAUGAACCUAUUGUAGAUGAUGUUAAUUCUCCUAUGUACAACGUCGACAAACGGGUGUCAGAGUUUCUGAGUUACGUGGAAACCCAGUCACAGAGAUACAGAACUAACAAUGUUAUAUUGACCAUGGGUGGCGAUUUCACAUACCAAGACGCUUCCAUGUGGUACAUUAAUUUGGACAAACUGAUCGAAUAUACAAAUUUGAAGGCCGCCAAAGAGAAUUUGAAUGUCACACUGUUUUAUUCAACGCCCAAUUGCUACCUCAAAGCUGUCAAGGACGCCGAUCCGGUGUUGCCUACUAAACAGGACGACUUCUUUCCGUACGCGAGCGACCCCAAUGCAUAUUGGACGGGGUAUUUCUCGUCCCGCCCCACUACCAAGUACUUCGAACGUGAAGGGAACAACUAUCUACAGAUGGUGAAACAGUUACAAGUGUUGGCUGAUUUGCCAGAUCACAACCUUCCGGUGUUGGACGAGCUGAGAAGUGCUAUGGGUGUCAUGCAGCAUCAUGACGCGGUGACCGGAACAGAGAAAGAGCACGUCACUCAUGACUACGAGAGGCUGCUGGACCAAGCGAUUGAAGACGCGCUGAUCAUCGCCAGGCAGGCUUUUAACAAAGUGGCACAAGGCGAUGCUCUCAAACCAACGGUGUUGUCUUACGAUCGGUGCCGGCUGAAUGAGACCAGUUGUUCAGCGUCGGAGAACAGCAAUCAGUUUGUGGUGACAGUAUACAAUCCCCUGGCGUUCGCUGUUGACGAAACUAUUGGUGUGCCGGUCCGCGACGGCGAGUAUAGUGUAUACGAUUCUGAGGGUACAGUACUCAAAUCGCAGUUACUCGACAUAACAUCGGCCGUACUAAACAUACCCACCAGACGGUCUAAAGCUACCCACGAACUGUUUUUUAUCGCCAAACUGGAAGCACUAUCAAUUAAUUCAUAUUACAUAAAGAAAACAUCCAAAAAAGCCAAAAGGCAGACAGGAAAUAAUAAAAAAAUGGAUGAUAUUAAUGAGUACAAUGCAAAUAUUAAUAAUUACUGGCGCAAUGUUAAAGAUAAAAUAGAAAUUGAUAUGCGAAGUCUAGAAAAACAGGACGUUGAUAAUACAAACAAAAAAAUGGUACCAGACAUCCCUGCAACUAUGAAUAGGGAAGAUAAAUUUGUAAAUAGAGGAAAUAUAGAUAUUAACGUUUUGAAAGAUAAAGGAGAACGUGCUAAUCAAGAUGUAGAGGAGUUUGAGAAGUUGCUGGAAGAGGAGAAUAGAAGAAUUGAGACGACGAGGCGGAUAAGGGCAGGGUUUGAUAAGAGUUAUCCGAAUUUGAAUGGCGAGGAAAUGAGAAUGCUGUCAGAUGAUCCGAUGAUUGUGGAACAGUAUGAAGAUAAUGAGGUCUCUAUACAGAAAAAUGGCAUUCAUAUCGCCGCUGAUAACAAUGGAGAAAGAAUAACCAUCCAAAACAGAGAUCUUAGCUUUGAUUUAUCCUUCUUUUACUAUCCCGGUUGUUAUGGAGAUAACAGGGAAUUUAUUAACAGAUCAUCUGGAGCUUAUAUAUUCAGACCGAACGCUACAGAAGCUAUUGAACUUGAAACGAUAAAUAGAUCUAAAGUAGACGGUGAUAUUGUAUCAGAAAUUAGAACUACGAGAACGCAUAAUGUUAACAGCGUUAUAAGAAUUUACGAGACCUCUACAUAUAUUGACCAUUACUUCGUUAUAGGCCCUAUACCUAUAGAAGAUGGUAUAGGAAAAGAAUACGUGUCCAGGUAUACUUCAAAUCUGCGCAACACUGGUGGAUUUUAUACAGACUCAAAUGGACGGCAGAUAAUAAAAAGGAAAAUUAACAAUAGACCGCAAUGGAAUUUGACAAUAGAAGAGCCAAUAGCUGGUAAUUACUACCCUGUAACUAACUUCAUUGCAAUUCAAAGCGAGGAUAAUAUUUUAUCUGUAGUCACAGAUAGAUCUCGCGGCGGUACUUCGUUGAAAGAUGGUGAAAUAGAACUUAUGCUGCAUAGGAGGUUGCUUCACGAUGAUGCUUUCGGUGUUGGUGAGGCAUUAAAUGAGACUGCUAACGGUAUAGGCUUAGUAGUUAGAGGGUAUCAAAGAAUAUAUCCAGUGCAACCUGAAGGUAAACUAAUGAAUGUUAAAGCUCUUAAAAAUCAUUUGCAUCCAAUUGUUUUUGUGUCCAAUGCUGAUAAUUUAGAUAUAAAUGAUUGGUAUAAACUAAGGAACAAAUACACAUGGGCGCAGCGUUCCGUUGACGGAGUACAUUUGCUAACUUUGGAACCAUGGAAUGAGAAUUUGUUACUAAGAUUAGAAAACAUUAACGCAUUUAAGAAAUCAGUUAAAGUAGACUUGAACAGUAUAUUGAAGAAUAUAAAAAUUAAACGUAUUAAAGAAACAACACUGGCCGGGAAUCAAUGGCUGAAUGAUAAUCAUAAAUGGGAGUGGAGAAAGGAGGGUAAAUUCGUUAAGUCAUUUAAUGAUGCGUAUGGUAACGCUGGAUAUGAUGUUAAAGCUGAUGAUGAUGAUGAUGAUGAUACAGAUGAAAAAGGUUUGAUUGUAAUUAAACCUAGACAGAUAAGAACGUUCAUUGUAGAAUAUGAUUACGUUAAUUAAAUUUUAGCAGUGUAAACUUUAUUAUUGAAUACAGUAAGGUCUAUAAUGAUUUGUCGUUCUCGUAAAGAUGUAUUUAGACAGCUUUUGCACUAGAAUCAAUCAAAUCAAAAUAUGUUUAUUCAUGUAGGUCUAUUACAGACUCUUAUGAUAUGUCAAAUCUGCCGUCAGUUCGGACUGCUUUCGAAUUGAGAAGGACUGACAGGAAACUCAGCUCGUAUUCUUUUUAAAUAUUGUUUACAAUAAUACAGAUUCAUUUUUAAAUUCAAAUUUGGGAGAAUAGAGUGAGUGCAUAUGCUAUUGCAAUUUUGUCAAUAGCAAAUAAUCUAAUCAGUGUUCGUAACCCGAACGGACCAGGUCUACAAGCAACACCAGUUCACGAGUAUGACGAAUGAGGAAUAUCGCUGCUUAUUUGUUAUAAGACCAGUAAUUUGAAUUUUUUAAUUGGUCACACCUAUUUUAGUAUUUUUUUUUGUCUUCUAUAAAUGUAACAAUUUGUCUCCUAACGCGGAUUGCGAAAUUUUGAGAACCUUUGCCUCGGUACGGGUCGUUGGGUUUGGACCUAUUAAUGUGAGCCCAAAUGUUAGGGGUGGACAACCCUUAUCAUAUAGGGUAGUGGCCGAUUCUCAGACCUACUGAAUAUGCAUAUAAUAUUUCAUAAAAAUAUGUCAAGUCAUUUCGGAGGAGUAUGGUAACUAAC
Achroia grisella is the source of this 4067-nucleotide messenger RNA. Its product is annotated as lysosomal alpha-mannosidase-like. Gene Ontology annotation, cellular component: lysosome. Lineage: Eukaryota; Metazoa; Arthropoda; Insecta; Lepidoptera; Pyralidae. Gene Ontology annotation, molecular function: alpha-mannosidase activity; carbohydrate binding. The transcript has 15 exons. Gene Ontology annotation, biological process: mannose metabolic process. Bases 29 to 3370 code for a protein of 1113 amino acids. The record is from RefSeq and is a predicted model, not a curated record.